Molecule: messenger RNA, 1130 nt
Organism: Brassica napus (rape)
Lineage: Eukaryota; Viridiplantae; Streptophyta; Magnoliopsida; Brassicales; Brassicaceae
Exons: 5
Coding region: 1-936 (311 amino acids)
Source: RefSeq, a predicted model, not a curated record
AUGUCCUAUCUCCUCUUAGUCUCCUCCGGUUUCCGUUUGUCGGAACUCUGGUCAGCCAUCAACCGUUCGCGGGUUUUGGUCUUGGAGUCACGACGCGGCUGCGGGAAGGAUGGCGCGGUGAAGACUUCGGUAGUUGUUUCCUUUUCUCCGGGAGACGGAGGCUUUCAAAGUUCCGUCGCCGCCGGUCCUUGUCUCCGUGGCGGGGAAGCUUUUUCAGUUCCGCCGUCGUCGGCUCUAGUUCCCGGGAUGUGUUGUUCGGUUAUGUUCUCGUCGGAGGAGAGUAAAGCUCUCUGGUGGAAAGGGUAUGAUGCAUGCGACGGUUUUCUUUGGGUUAUGCGGUUAACGGUGACAACGGAUGAGAUCUCGCCGCGGCGAUUGAUUCUCUCCGUUUUUAGAACCCAAAAGAUGAUGGCGGUGAUGACUAGAGGAGCGAUAGACGCCUGGUUUGUUCCGAUAUCAGGGCCACCUGAGUUUCUAAACAACUGUAUAGAAGCUGAUGAAGAAGCUACAGCUAGAGAUGCUGAGCACGCUAAGCGUCUUACCUGCAAAAAGAAGAAAGCUAAACCUAAAGGUGUUGUCGUGGAAGCAAAACCUCAACUAGUAGGGAUCCAUGAGAGAGUAAGAAACGAUAUCGAUGAACCACCACCAUCUUCAGAGAAUGGUGAGAAGCGGAUAUCUACUGCAACCAAUCCUAAUGCAGAAGAAGCUGCAGAUCUCUUAAGGAUGUGUCUGCAAUGUGGAGUGCCGAAAACAUAUACAAGCGCGAGAGGGAUGGUAUGCCCGGUUUGUGGUGACCGACCGUUACCGGACUCGGACGCCGAGAAGAGAGGCUCUGCGAUCAAAGAUAAAGAGAAGAGCAAAAGAAUGAGAGGACAAUCCUCUCACGCUUCUUGGAAAAGUGAAACCGAGAUGCAACUAAGGCAACAUUUCAAUUAGUAUGCUUCAGAACCUUCUUCUCCUUUUUUACUACAUUGUUUCUCCAUCCAAAUCCAGUUUCUGUAACGUAACUUGUAACACAAAAAGAUCAUCUACAAAAUUAUUGAUGUUAAGAGAAAUACACAAUUUUUUUUAAGAACUCUAAAAUUAGAGACUUGCAAUGGAGGAUAUAAAAGUAGAAAUUUCUUAACAAA